Molecule: messenger RNA, 1167 nt
Organism: Passer montanus (Eurasian tree sparrow)
Lineage: Eukaryota; Metazoa; Chordata; Aves; Passeriformes; Passeridae
Gene: SLC30A8
Product: solute carrier family 30 member 8
Exons: 8
Coding region: 1-1167 (388 amino acids)
Biological process (GO): zinc ion transmembrane transport; response to zinc ion; insulin secretion
Cellular component (GO): plasma membrane
Molecular function (GO): zinc ion transmembrane transporter activity
Source: RefSeq, a predicted model, not a curated record
AUGGCUACUGAAAAAGGUCUUGAAAGAACUUGUCUUGUGAGCGAGAAGGACACCAAGAAGUACUCGUUGGCCCUAGACAGGAUGAGUUGGCUUCAGAAGAAUUCAGAUGAAGAGAGGCAGCAGCAGGAAGCAGAAGUUACAGGAGCUAAUCCAGCAUAUCACUGUCACAGCUACUCACAGGCCUAUGAGAACAGACAGAGGGAGCAGCAUCAAGCCAGGAGGAAGCUCUGUGUAGCAUCAGUAAUUUGCACCUUCUUCAUGAUUGCUGAGAUAACAGGGAAGUAUAUGUGUGGGCAGCUCGCCGGGAGCCUGGCCGUGGUCGGCGACGCCGCGCACCUCCUGGUGGACCUGACAAGCUUCCUGAUCAGCCUCUGCUCCCUGUGGCUCACCUCCAAACCUUCUACCAAGCAGUUCACUUUUGGGUGGCACCGAGCAGAAAUUCUGGGAGCUUUGAUGUCUAUGAUAAUAGUUUGGAUGGUGACUGGUGUGUUGACAUAUUUGGCUUGCAUGAGGCUGCUACACCCAGACUAUGAUAUUGAUGCUACAGUGAUGCUCAUUACCUCUGCUUGUGCUGUGCUCACCAACAUCCUACUAAGCCUGAUUCUGCACCAGAGUGGCCACGGGCACAGCCAUGGGGCACAAGCCAGGGAGCACACGGCAGCCCCUCUGCAAAAACCAGCUCUGAGCAAUGCCAGCCUGCAGGCAGCCUUCGUGCAUACCAUUGGAGAUCUAUUCCAGAGCAUUAGUGUGCUAAUUAGUGCACUUAUCAUCUUCUUUAAGCCACAGUACAAAAUAGCCGACCCAAUCUGCACAUUUGUGUUUUCCAUCUUUGUUUUGGCAACUACCAUCACGAUUUUAAGGGAUAUUUUAACUAUCUUAAUGGAAGGAACAUCAAAAGGAUUUGCUUAUGAUGCUGUAAAAGCAAGAAUUUUAACAGUUGAAAAAGUGGACUCUGUUCACGACCUUCAUCUUUGGUCUCUGACAAUGAAUCAAACUGCUCUCUCUGCUCACAUUGCCACAGCAGACUCAGCAGACAGCCAGAAGAUUUUGAGAGAUGUUACCCAAGCCCUGUUUGAGCACUACAGCUUCCACUCCAUCACCAUUCAGAUUGAAUCAGGGGAGGAUCAAAAACCAGACUGUGUCUUCUGCCAAGAGCCCAGGGAUUAA